Jaculus jaculus (lesser Egyptian jerboa) is the source of this 2439-nucleotide messenger RNA. Its product is annotated as protein zer-1 homolog. The record is from RefSeq and is a predicted model, not a curated record. Lineage: Eukaryota; Metazoa; Chordata; Mammalia; Rodentia; Dipodidae. Gene Ontology annotation, cellular component: Cul2-RING ubiquitin ligase complex. Gene Ontology annotation, molecular function: protein binding.
AUGUUCAAGUCCGUCAUCCUAGUCCUCAUCGUCAUCCGUGCAGCAUGGCUGCGGGUCCUCGGAGCCCUCUCCCCCGCCAACGAGGGGUUCCAGCUCGCGUCCUCUCGGCGCGACAGCCCCGUCACCCCUGAGGGCAAGGUAAAGGCCGCGAGUCUCCGUCGUGACCCUUCCUCCGCCCCUGGGGGUGGCGUGGGGUGGGGGGGCUCCUGCCUAGCGCCACUCAAGUCCCGCCCGGCCGACCCCAGUCUCUCCCGACCCGGGGUUCUGGAACGACAGGCUUUCGCCAACCGCCUGCGGCGCUCUGGCCCUAGACUCUCCCGGCCCAUUCCUCCGCUCCUCCUCGCCAGCGAAGCAUCCCGUCAUCUUCCCAACGCAGGGAGCAGCCCCAUCCCAGGGCUUUGGCUCUCACCAAUGAUACUCACUCGCCUCAUCCGGAUCCACUUCCGUGAGGACCUGGUGGAGCUGUACCUAACCAAUUGUGAGAAGCUGUCUGCUAAAAGCCUGCAGACGCUGUGGAGCUUCAGCCACAGCCUGGUGUCCUUGAGCCUCUUUGGUUGCGCCAACAUUUUCUAUGAGAAGGAGAACCCCAGGGGCUGUGAAGAUGAGUGCCUCAUCAACCCCACUUGCCAGGUGCUGGUCAAGGACUUCACCUUUGAGGGCUAGCGGCUGCGCUUCCUCAGCCUGGGCCGCAUGAUCGAUGGUGUCCCUGUGGAGUCACUGCUGCGGCUGCUCAGCUCACUGGCUGGCUUGGACCUUUCCAGCAUCCAGACCAGUGAUGCCACCUUCCUAACCCAGUGGAAGGACAGCCUGGUGUCUCUUGUGCUCUACAACAUGGACCUUUCAGGUGACUACAUCCGCGUCAUUGUCCAGCUGCACAAGCUGUGCCACCUAGACAUCUUCAAAGACCAUCUCUCCAGCUACUACAAGUUCAAGCUGACUCAGAAGGUGCUGAGCCUCUUGGUGCAGAAGCCGGGGAACCUGAUGUCCCUGGUUAUCUCUGGCCACAUGAUCCUGGAGAACUGCAGUAUCUCUAAGAUGGAUGAGGAGGCGGGACAGACCAGCAUUGAGCCUUCCAAGAGUAGCAUCAUGCCUUUCCCAGCUCUGAAAAGGACACUGCAGUUUCUCGGGCUCUUUGAAACCUCCCUGUGUUGCCUCACACACAUUCCAGCCUACAAAGUAAGUGGUGACAAAAAUGAGGAGCAGGUGCUGAAUGCCAUUGAGGCCUACACAAAACACUGGCCUGAGAUCACUUCCCAGGCCAUCAACUUGCUCUUUGACAUCGCACGCAUUGAACGUUGCAACCAGCUUCUGAGGGCCCUGAAGCUGGUCAUCACAGCCCUCAAGUGCCACAAGUAUGACAGGAACAUUCAAGUGACAGGCAGCGCUGCCCUCUUCUACCUGACCAAUUCCGAGUACCGUUCAGAACAGAGUGUCAAGCUGCGUCAGCAGGUCAUCCAGGUGGUGCUGAAUGGCAUGGAGUCCCACCAGGAGGUGACGGUGCAACGGAACUGCUGCCUGACUCUCUGCAACUUCAGCAUCCCUGAGGAGCUGGAGUUCCAGUACCUCCGGGUCAACGAGCUCCUGCUCAGCAUCCUCAGCCCCAUGCGGCAGGACGAGUCCAUCCAGCGCAUCGCCGUGCACCUGUGCAAUGCCCUGGUCUGUCAGGUGGACAACGACCACAAGGAGGCUGUGGGCAAGAUGGGCUUUGUUGUGACCGUGCUGAAGCUGAUUCAGAAGAAGCUGUUGGACAAGACAUGUGACCAGGUCAUGGAGUUCUCCUGGAGUGCCCUGUGGAACAUCACGGAUGAGACACCUGACAACUGUGAGAUGUUCCUCAACUUCAGUGGCAUGAAGCUCUUCCUGGACUGUCUGAAGGAGUUCCCAGAGAAGUAGGAAUUGCAUCGGAACAUGCUGGGGCUCCUGGGGAACGUGGCAGAGGUGAAGGAGCUACAGCCUCAACUGAUGACUUCCCAGUUCAUUAGUGUCUUCAGCAACCUGCUGGAGAGCAAGGCUGAUGGCAUCGAGGUUUCCUAUAAGGCCUGUGGCGCCCUGUGCCACAUCAUGUUCGAUGGGCCUGAGGCCUGGGGUGUCUGUGAACCCCAGCGGGUGGAAGUGGAGGAGCGUAUGUAGGCGGCCAUCCAGAGCUGGGACAUCAACUCCCAGAGAAAUAUCAAUUACAGGUCUUUUGAACCAAUCCUCCGCCUCCUUCCCCAGGGCAUCUCUCCCAUCAGCCAACACUGGGCAACCUGGGCCCUGUACAACCUUGUGUCUGUCUACCCUGAUAAGUACUGCCCCUUGCUGAUCAAAGAAUGUGGGAUGCGCCUUCUGAGAGACAUGAUCAAGAUGGCCACUGCCCAGCAGGAGACCAAGGAAAUGGUCCGCAGGGUGAUUGAACACUGCAGUAACUUUAGAGAGGAGAUCAUGGACAUAUCCAGAUAG